AUGCAGAAGGAUGCUGCGCCCCGCCGGACGCAAUUUUCUAGCUGUGAUGAAUGUCGUCGAUCCCGGGUGAGGUGCGACGCCCUCAGCCGAGGUAAUGUCGACGACCGUUUGCCUGUCUCCUGCAGCCGAUGUCUCAAACGGCACCGCCAGUGCACCUUCAAGUGGAUAGGCAAUAUCGGGCGACAUCUCUCAGACUCGGUUCGAGAGAGCCGCCGUCGACAACAUCACUCGGCGUCGGCAGCGGCGAGCAACAAGACCAGGCAGGAUGACGACUAUCCAAAAGCUUCGGAACCGGUGGAAACAACGCAACAGUCAAUCGGCCACCGAGCAUGGGUGGCAGCCGAGGAUCGCAGCCCAAAUGAGGCCCGAUUACUGACCGUGGCAGACCCUACCAUCUUGACGGGCUCUCCAUUGGACGUUCUCAACCCCUCCGACGCUCAGUUACUGCAGGCCGUCUAUCAAACGGGCUUUGAUACUAUUUUUGGCUCGUGGAUGAGCAGCUAUGGGUGUCCUUUUCUCUCGGAAACCAGUUUCAAUAAUGAUGACACGAGAAUUUCUGAUGUCUGUGAUUAUCUGGACCACUGGAUGAGAAAGCAGCCCCCCCGCGACGCUGCAAUGCCGGGAGGGCCGGAACGUAGUAGCGGUGGAGAGGAAGAAUCUCUAAGGAGUGCCAUGGCCGCCUUCUCGGCGAGAUGGCUACCCCUGGCGUUAGGAAAACUAGAUGCAAUACGGCGAUGUCCAAGCAUCGUACAUGCGCUCUGGCGGCAUGCCCGCCGAGAUAUGCUUCGUGUGAUCAACCGCCCGUCGUACCGCUCGAUGCUGGCUCUCUUCCUGUUCGCCUUAACUCCAAUUCCCGCGGGGAUUUCAGAGGAGGAGGAGCUCGACGGCAUUUCGGGCCAGGCGUGUAUUCACGCUGCCCUGCAACAGAUCCAGACCCUCCGGGCGCGGCAACGGAGCCUGCAAUUCAACGGCACCAAAGUAUCGGAACCGAUAAAAUCAAACGUGAUUCCAGCGAUCCCGGAGGCCGUGGCAACCACGGACUUUAUCACGGCGGAGAAUAUAGCGUACUGGGCCGCGCUGACUUUUGAUACCUCUGCGUCUUUGACGCUGAACUGCCGGCCUCUGCUGUCCUCGGGGCUGUUUGGAUUCGAGAGUGAGCUCCCGUGGCGUCUGGUGAGGGCUGGUGCGGCCAAGUUUCAGAAGCAGAUGCAAGAAUGGAAUACCAACGCAGCCAGUGAGAUAACGGACGAGCGAGCGAGCCAAAUCGUUGCCAGCGGGUCUGCGUGGAAACUGUUGGCUUGGAAGUUGACGGCGGUCUUUAAGGAAGCUCUGAGGGACGGUCACGACGAGUCGGAAAUCAAUAAAGCGUUUCGACUAGUGGUCGAGUUUAUCCAGGAGUUUAAUGACAUAUAUCGUGGUCCGUUAGAGGCAUGCCAACGGCGGAUGCCCUUUCUCGGAGAGCAGAUUCGGUUCCGCUGGUACUCGCUGAUGUUGCACUAUCAUCUCAGUAUCCUCUUACUAGUCAAUUCUAUCGAGGUCACGGGUCGCCUAGACUUGCUGGCUGAAGUCGCAGAGGCCAGUACUGACGCGCAGAACGUAGUCGUCAACGCAUUGAUAUUCGGCCUCCACAAUACCGUUACCCUGAGCAUUCAGCCACCUUCGGUCCCUUCGGGAUGUGUCUGUACUCCUGGGACGUCUGCUUCCGUUCCUAUCAUUGCCCUCGAUCCAUACCCUCACCACAUUGUUGCCGUGGUGCAACUGGUCCAAAAGGCCGUCGAUCGAGACCUGGCUCUAGGCAAGAUUACUGGAAGCGCCCAUAAAAACCUGCAAUCGGUUCUAGUUCGUGCGUUAGAUCACCUCCCCCAGAGUUCCAAGUCGGUCAAAGCAGCCAAGGGGAUGUUCUUAGCCAAGGAUUUGCCCUCCGGCGUGGGACAGCUUCCGGAUCUGUACUCAGGGUUGGAUGCACAGUGGCAGAGGUGA
This is a messenger RNA of Aspergillus tanneri, 1980 nucleotides long. Its product is annotated as Zn(II)2Cys6 transcription factor domain-containing protein. Gene Ontology annotation, biological process: regulation of DNA-templated transcription. The transcript has 4 exons. The coding region runs from base 1 to 1980 and encodes 659 amino acids. The record is from RefSeq and is a predicted model, not a curated record. NCBI's taxonomy places the organism in Eukaryota, Fungi, Ascomycota, Eurotiomycetes, Eurotiales, Aspergillaceae. Gene Ontology annotation, molecular function: DNA-binding transcription factor activity, RNA polymerase II-specific; zinc ion binding.